UUAUAAACAAUGAACAACGCAGUAACAAUAUAAAAAAAGUGACACCAAAAAAUUAAGUGAUAAAUUAAUAAUAAUAAAACAAAAAUGUAUCUUCUCGCAAAAUUAAUCCAAAAUAAACAGCUGAAAUUGUUGCUCCGAAAUUGUUCAACUGCGGCAAAAGCAAACAAAAAAUACGCGGGAGAGCUUGAGCUCCUGGGGAAAAAAUACACCACCGACGACUGGACAAAUUUAACUCCGAAAAUCAUCUCCAAGCUGGACAAGAACCUGCACACGAGGCAGUACCACCCUCUGUCGCAUGUCAGACAGAAAAUAGUGAACUAUUUCUACAAAAACUUCAGGAACAAGUGCGGGAACCCGACCUUCAGCGUCUGCGACAAUCUGCCGCCAGUGGUGAGCGUGUACCAGAACUUUGACUCGCUGCUGAUCCCCAAGGACCAUGUCAGCAGGAGUAAAGACGACUGCUAUUAUGUCAACAGUGAGACUUUGCUGAGAGCACACACGACUGCUCACCAGGUAGAGCUGAUAAAAAUGGGCCUGGACAAUUUUUUAGUUGUGGGUGAUGUCUAUCGCAGGGAUGAAAUUGACUCGACCCACUACCCGGUUUUCCACCAGGUCGAUGCUGUAAGACUUUGUGUGCGCGAAGAAGUUUUUAAGAAUGUUUGUAGUUCUGAGAGCUUGCAGCUGUUUGAAGUUAAGGGAAAGGAAAGUGAGGAUAAACAGGCGGUGCAUACUCUUGAGGCGGUAAAGAUUAUGGAGCAUGAGUUGAAGACUGUUUUGGUUGGUCUUGCUCAGGCGCUUUUUGGCUCAGGAAUAAAAUAUCGCUGGAAAGACGAGUACUUUCCAUUCACUCACCCAUCCUGGGAGCUGGAGGUCUUCUACAACGACCAAUGGAUAGAAGUCCUGGGUUGUGGACUCAUCAGGCAUGAGAUUCUCAAAAACUCAGGAGUGAAUGACCGCAUUGGUUGGGCCUUUGGACUUGGGCUAGAGAGGCUUGCUAUGUGCUUUUAUGAUAUCAAGGACAUCAGGUUGUUCUGGAGCGAGGACUCGGGAUUCUUGAACCAGUUUAGGUUUGAUGAUCCCGAUACGCCGGUCAAGUACAAGCCAAUCAGUAUUUACCCACAACUAGCAAAUGACAUCAGCUUCUGGCUUCCAGUAGACACAGAGUACUCGUCAAAUGACUUCUACGACCUGGCUCGAGAGCAUGGAGGCGAUAUAAUCGAACAGAUUAAAUUGAUAGACCAGUUCACGCACCCCAAGACUAAAAAAGUCUCACAUUGCUACAGAAUUAUCUAUAGACACAUGGAGCGUACGCUAACGCAAAAAGAAGCCUCUGCUGUACAUAGAAAAAUCCAAGAAGCUGCUGCUAGUGAAUUAAAAGUUGAGCUUCGUAUUAAAUAAUUUACUCACCUCAUAUAUAUAUUAUGUAUAAAUAAAUAAUGUAAAAAUAACAG
Cotesia glomerata is the source of this 1451-nucleotide messenger RNA. It is a transcript of the gene PheRS-m, whose product is annotated as probable phenylalanine--tRNA ligase, mitochondrial. The transcript has 3 exons. Gene Ontology annotation, biological process: phenylalanyl-tRNA aminoacylation. The record is from RefSeq and is a predicted model, not a curated record. Lineage: Eukaryota; Metazoa; Arthropoda; Insecta; Hymenoptera; Braconidae. Gene Ontology annotation, molecular function: ATP binding; phenylalanine-tRNA ligase activity; tRNA binding. The coding region runs from base 85 to 1398 and encodes 437 amino acids. Gene Ontology annotation, cellular component: mitochondrion; cytoplasm.